Messenger RNA from Hypanus sabinus (Atlantic stingray), 7592 nucleotides. RefSeq names its product glycine amidinotransferase (L-arginine:glycine amidinotransferase) (gene gatm). Gene Ontology annotation, cellular component: mitochondrion. The coding region runs from base 18 to 1298 and encodes 426 amino acids. The record is from RefSeq and is a predicted model, not a curated record. The transcript is spliced from 9 exons. NCBI's taxonomy places the organism in Eukaryota, Metazoa, Chordata, Chondrichthyes, Myliobatiformes, Dasyatidae. Gene Ontology annotation, molecular function: amidinotransferase activity.
GCGGCCAGAGAAGGACCAUGAUCCGGGUGCGGUGUCUGCGCGGAGGUAGCAGAGGUGCCGAGUCCGCCCACUUCUUAGGAGCCAUGAUUGGCCGAGCCGUUGUGGGAUGGGUGCAGAGAACGUUCCAGAGUACUCAGGCUGCUGCUACAGCCAUCAGCUCUUGUGUUGCAGAAGAUGAUGCCAAGGACAAAACUGCGGAUUCACUGGGUGAAGAUUGUCCAGUCAACUCCUACAAUGAGUGGGACACCCUGGAAGAAGUGAUUGUGGGCCGGGCAGAGAAUGCGUGUGUGCCUCCUUUCACUGUGGAGGUGAAGGCCAAUACCUAUGAGAAGUAUUGGCCCUUUUACCAGCAGUACGGAGGCCAGAGAUUUCCUAAGGAGCACAUGAAGAAAGCUGUUAACGAAAUUGAAGAAAUGUGUAACAUUCUCCGUGGUGAGGGAGUGAUUGUCAGGCGCCCUGAGAUCAUUGACUGGUCCCAGAAUUACAAGACACCAGACUUUGAAUCCACAGGAAUGUAUGCUGCCAUGCCCAGGGACAUCCUGCUGGUGGUGGGUAAUGAAAUCAUUGAGGCACCAAUGGCCUGGAGAGCUCGUUUCUUUGAGUACAGGGCAUAUCGCCCUAUCAUUAAGGACUACUUUCUCCGUGGAGCCAAGUGGACAACUGCCCCCAAGCCACAAAUGUCAGAUGAACUGUAUAACCUGGAAUACCCCAUUCUUUCCGUGGAAGACAGACACAAGUUGGCUGCUGAAGGGAAAUUCGUCACCACCGAGUUUGAACCAUGCUUUGAUGCUGCUGACUUCAUAAGAGCUGGGAAGGAUAUAUUUGUACAGAGGAGCCAGGUGACUAAUUUCCUAGGGAUUGAGUGGAUGCGGAGACACCUCACUCCAACGUACAGGGUUCACACCAUUUCCUUCAGGGAUCCAAACCCUAUGCAUAUUGAUGCCACUUUCAACAUAAUUGGGCCUGGUUUGGUCCUGUCAAACCCAGACCGACCCUGUCAUCAGAUUGAUAUCUUCAAAAAAGCUGGCUGGACUAUCAUCUCCCCCCCUACUCCUCUGAUCUCGGAUGAUCACCCCCUGUGGAUGUCUUCCAAGUGGCUGUCCAUGAAUGUUCUGAUGCUGGAUGAGAAGCGAGUGAUGAUCGAAAAGAAUGAAACUACAACUCAAAAGAUGUUUGAGAAACUAGGAAUUGCCACAAUUAAAGUCGACAUCCGGAAUGCCAAUUCUUUGGGCGGAGGCUUUCAUUGCUGGACAUGUGACAUCCGUCGCUGUGGCACCCUCCAAUCGUAUUUUGACUGAGUAUUGUCAGGAGUCUCUCUUUUAGUAAUUUAAAAGGCUAUUGGAAUGUUGGUCUUCAUCUCAAGGGACUAGAACACUAAGUGGUGACAUGACAAUGAUAAUUGUAAUUAAUUUCUAUUCAAUUGGAGGAUAAAUUCUUUUGGUAAGGUUAGCUGCAAAUUCACCUGGUCCUUUCAUCUGGACUGGUUCACCAGGGUCAAUUCACCAGGACUGAACAUAUCUGAAUCAUGAAGACAGGAGUUAGAGUCCAUUCAGCCCUCUGUAUCUUUGCUGAUCCACCUUCUUCCCAUGGCCUAGUUCUCUCCAGCACCCCUCGAUUUCUUGUUGGAAGCGCUGAUUCUACAGCCUUUGCUCAAGGUGUUGACUGUAUCCCCAGGUUCCUGACCCGUCUGCUAACCUACUAACUUGGUGUUAUUCUGUGUAUCAUUCGUGUCCCUCCUUUCCCUUUAAUAUCUAAAGUCUAAAGUCCACCGCAUUGCCUGAUUCCAGUGCCACUCUGAGUAACUCAUUGUAAAUGUCCAGAAACUUGCCCCUCACACCAUCUUUAAAUAUCUCCCCACUAACCUUAAAGGCAUGUCCUCUGGUGUUCGACAUUUCUACUGUGGGGUAAAGAUUCUGACCUACCUAUGCCUAUUAUAACCUAAAAAAAUUCUACCGUCCCUCUUAGUCUCCAGAACUCUAGGGAGGACGACCCAAAUUUGUCCAAUCUCUCCAUUCUUCAUACCCUAUAAUCCAGGCAGCAGCCUGAUGAACCUCUUCUGCAUCCUCUCCAGAGUGUCCACAUCCUUCCUAUAGUGUGGUGACCAGAAAUACAGGCAAAAUCCCAAGUGUGGUUGGACUAAAGUUUUAUACAGCUGCAGUAUGACUUGCUUACUCUACUAAUGAAGAUAAGCAUGCCAUAUGCCUUUUUUACCACCAUUUACUUAGCCCUUAGGGUGAACUAUAGAACUGGACAUCAAGAUCCCUCUGUAUGACAAUGCUACUAAAGGGUCCACAUUAACUGUACAUGUCCUCCUUUCAUUUGACACCCCAACGUGCAACACUUCACACUUGCCUGGAUUAAACUAUACCUGCUACUUCUCUAAUAGUAUAUGUAACUGAUCUAUAUCCUAAGUAUUCUUUGAGUCUAUUGUCCACAACUCCACCAAUCUUGGUGUCAUCCACAAGCUUGCAGAUCCUCCAUCAAUAUUUUCAUCCAGAUCAUUGAUAAAUAUCACAAACAACUGAUCUUUGUGGAACACCACUGGUCACAGACCUCCUGCCAGAACAGCAGCCUUCCAGCUCUGCACUCUGUUCUUCUUUGGACAAGCCAGUUCACCCUGAAUCCCAUGUAUCUUCUGAUGCAAUCUAGCACAAGGCACCUUGUCAAAUGCCUCAUGUCCAUGUAGACAAUGUAAACUGCUUUGCCCUUGUUCAGAACCUUUGUCACCUUCACAAAAAACUAAUCAAGUUUGUAAGGCAUAACCUAACCUAUGCAAAGCAAUGCCUUUCCAAAUGCACAUAAAUCCUAUAUUUCAGUAUCCUCUCCAUAUCUUCCCUAUCACUGACGUGAGGUUUACUGCCCUAUAGUUACGUGGAUUAUAUCUAUUUCCUUUCUUGGGCACUACAUUUGUCACUCUCCAGUCCUCUGGGACCUCACCUAUUGUUAGUGAAGACACUAAGAUCUUUGUCAAAGCCCCAGCAAUCUCUUCACUUGCUUCUUGCAAUAUUCUGGGAUAUACGGCAUCAAGCCCUGGGGACUUCCUUCCUUCCUUCUUCUUGUUUUACGGCAGUUGACACCCAGCUUAAUGGUGCAUUACCGCCACCUCCUGCUCCAGAGUGUGGAUCAGAUGAUAGACUUACAUUCUAAAUCCCUUAAUUAAUUAUAUAUAAUUAAUUCUCAUCAUCUGGGGACUUAUCUACCUUAAUGCUCUGAGAUGACCCAGCACUACCUUUUCCUUAAUCUCCAAAUGUCCCAGCACCUGAACACGUCCCACUCUGCCUUCAUUACCCUCCAAAUCCUUCCCCUCAGUAAAUACUGACACAAAGUACUCAUUUAAUACCCGAGCCAUUUGCUCUGCCUCCCCAGACAAAUUCCCUCCUUUAUCCGUACAUAGACCUAACCUGUCCUUAGUUAUCCUCUUUUUUUGAUGUAUAAAAUACCCUGUAAUUCUCCUUGAUCCUGCUUACAAGGACAUUUCAUGGUCACCUUUGGUCUUCCUAAUCACCUGCUUCAGCACCUUCCUGCUCUCUACCCUCAGGGAUCUGUUCUGGGACCGUUACUCUUCGUAAUUUUUAUAAACAACCUGGGUGAGGAAGUGGAGAGAUGUGUUAGUAAAUUUGCUGAUGACACAAAGGUUGGAGGUGUUAUGGAUAGUGUGGAGAGCUGUCAGAGGUUACAGCAGGACAUUGAUAGGAUGCAAAAUAGGCUGAGAAGUGGCAGAUGGAGUUCAACCCAGAUAAAUGUGAAGUGAUUCAUUUUGGUAGGUCAAAUAUGAUGGCAGAAUAUAGUAUUAAUGGUAAGACUCUUGGCAGUGUGGAGGAUCAGAGGGAUCUUGGGGUCCGAGUUCAUAGGACACUCAAGGCAGCAGCACAGGUUGACUCUGUGGUUAAGAAGGAAUACAGUGUAUUGGCCUUCAUCAAUUGUGGAAUUAAAUUUAGGAGCCGAGAGGUAAUGUUGCAGCUAUAUUGGACCCUGGUCAGACCCCACUUGGAGUACUGUGCUCAGUUCCGGUCACCUCACUACAGGAAGGAUGUGGAAGCCAUAGAAAGGGUGCAGAGGAGAUUUAUAAGGAUGUUGCCUGGAUUGGGGAGCAUGCUUUAUGAAAACAGGUUGAGUGAACUUGGGCUUUACUCCUUGGAGCAACAGAAGAUGAGAGGUGACCUGAUAGAGGUGUACAAGAUGAUGAGAGGCAUUGAUCGUGUGGAUAGUCAGAGGAUUUUUCACAGGGCUGAAAUGGUUGCCACAAGAGGACACAGGUUUAAGGUGCUGGGGAGUAGGUACAGAGGAGAUGUCAGGGGUAAGUUUUUUACGCAGAGAGUGGUGAGAGCGUGGAAUGGACUGCCAGUGAUGGUGGUGGAGACAGAUACGAUAGGGCCUUUUAAAAAACUUUUGGAUAGGUACAUGGAGCUUAGAAAAAUAGAGGGCUAUAGGUAAACCUAGUAAUUUCUAAGGUAGGGGCAUGUUCGGCAUAACUUUGUGGGCCAAAGGGCCUGUAUUGUGCUGUAGGUUUUCUGUGUUUCUGUAUUUCUUUAUAUUCCACAAGGGCCCAGUCUGAUUUCUGCUUCCCAAAUCUUACGUAUACUUCCAUUUCCUUCCUGAUUAAAUUCAGGCCUCUUGAGUCAUUCAAGGUUCCCAUGCCUUACCAUAGUAGCUGUUCCUUAUUAACACCACUUAGCUCGUAUAUUAUCCUGUCAUAAUUUGUCCUUCACCAAUUUAGUACCUUCCUGCAAGAUCCAAUUUUAUUCUUGCUCAUAACUAUUUCAAAACAUAAUGAGUUGUGGUUACUCUUCCCAGAAUAUUCACUCACCAUCAGGUCUGUCACCCAGCGUGGCUCAUUUCCCAAAGCCAGGUUCAGUGUGUUCUCUCCUCCAGAUGGAUUUUCUACAUAUUGUUUCAAGAACCUUUAUUAUUUACCAUUUCUUCACAGUUAUGAAUAUUUUAUUAAACUUUCUUCAUGGCCCUGAAGAAAGAACCCUCUCCACUGAAACAGAGUUUAUCUUGACUGGGAUUCAUUGUGUUUCCAUGACAACCCAUUCAAACCAUGAUGUCUGGUCUGGCUACUGGAUUCCCAGCGAAAGAUUGACCUAAAUUACAAAAUACGAUUCAGAGAACCCCUGCUUGCUUUUGUAUUCCUUGCCUCAAUUUAUAAAGACCAGGAUUCCAAAUGCCUUUUUAGUAACCUUCUCAACACAACAUAGCCUGACUCCUUCAGAAAUGUGUUCCUUUGUUCUGACAACCUCUUUUCUAUUGCCUCUCUCCUCAAAAUAAUGCUGAGUUUGAGAACAAAGUGAAAUUUUCAAAAUUGCGAUGGAUAAUUUUUUUUUGUUGGACAAGAUUAUUGAAGCUUGUGGAAUAAAGGUGGGUAGAUCAGCCAUGAUUAUUCAAAUGUUUGAACCUCAUGGAGCAGGAAGGCACUUGUUCUUGCUACAGCCCAAGUCUGAAUGUAGGCUGGGUUGACUUUGGUCAAACAUGUGCAUGAACUGUAGUGUGUAUUUGAUCAGCAAUCCCUGUCCAAAGCUGCUUUUUAUCACUCUCUUUCCAGGAGAGGUGUUCGUAUUCCCUUGUAAUCUGCAACAAAAGUCCUCUGGCCGACUUACAAACAUUUCCUCUUCAUAAAUAACUAUGGCUUCUCAGUUGUUCUUGAGGGUCAUGGGUUAUUAAAGUUUAUGUGAAACUGUUCUUGGUUUUCACUUGUACUAUUGUCAUUCUCAGGUACGGAAUUUUGGCAAGUUGCUCCGCUGGAUUCCAACAUUUUUAAUUAAAUUGAGGACCAUGUUUGUAUUUGAUGUAGGAACUGGCAGAUUUGCAAUGCUCAUUUUAAAAUCUUGUUUGAAAUUUCAUUUGGCAGCUGAACACAGUAAGGCAAAUGAUUGGGCAUGGACCAGUUUCACAAAAUGUCUGUCUGUCACCUCCUGGUGUGGAGUCCCAGCUCUUCCUGAAAGGCGGAGCCACACUCAGGCCCCAAUUACUUUAGGCAGAUCACCACUUGGUCGAACAUCCCAAAGAAAUAUUGCUUCACACCAGUUGGAGAGAUUCAUUACAGAGUACACCCCUUCCACUCCCAACCCCCAGGGAAUUUUCCAUUCCCAUUAAAAUGCAGAGAGUCCAGGAUAAAACAGAAAACUUUCAAAAGACAACUCAGUCGGUCAGGCAGUAUCUGUCAAGGUAGAAACAAAAUGACAGAAGUGAGAUGUUAGCUGUUACUUACUUCCUUCACAGUUACUGUCUGAUUGACUGACAGAUUGGUUUUCGAUAACCACUUCCAGGAUGAUUUCUGUUACUGGGAAACUCACUGGUGGGUGGGCGCCCCGUAUUCUGAUACAGAGUUCACACUGGUGAGCUGCGUCAGUCUCCCUGUGCAGCAGAGGAACUGGGACUAGGGCUAUUGAUACUGCAGGGUUAGGGUUAGGAUAACCCUAAUAGGUUAACCCUAAUGCAGCUGGUGCAAAUGGCGGCCACUUGCCUUGUGCCUGUCAGACUGCUGCAUCUCCCCCACCAACUUGCCUGCCUGCUGCAGAGCUGCUCAAAUCACGGGCCUCUACUCCAGCCACCUUGCAGUCUGCCAUCACCAAAGCCGUUCUCUCCUUUCCUUUUCACCAUUACUUCCCCCAGCCACAGCUCAAACGUGCAAGCCAACACCAAAACAACUUUAGGCUGUAGUAUUCCUGGGCAUGAACUAGUUUUAAUCAAUCUGGAAAUCAAAAGCUACAAAAAAAGCUAUUGGUCAGUGAUUUAUUGCUUGGUGAUUUUUUUUAAGUCACCUUUGGCCCAUCCUUUCUAUGCUGGCUCCUAAUCAGCUUUGUUGACAUCCUCUCAGUGUGAAGUGUUUCAAUUAAGACUGGAACACCCCAUCAUUUGCCUACAUUUCAUUGGUUUUAAGUCUUUCCUUGUUUGUCUUGAAUGCUACGGUUAAUUGAAACGUAACAAGUAUUGCAUGCAGAUUGUUGGACAUUGCCUGAAGUCACUGCUGCCUGAGGAAAUGUGUUGGACUUCAGCUUUGAAAUAAAACAAUGUGAAAGUUAGUUUGUGAAAACUGUUUUCUGAGUGGAUUGAGAAUGUGGAGUUAGAGAAUUCACGCCAUGUUUCCUGAGCAUAGUCCAGCAGAGGGCGCUCCAGCCCAACAGAUGCAACCAGAGGAGGGUGGAGCUUGGCAGAGCAAAACAGGCCCUUUGACCCACCCUGUUCAUGCUGGCUUCUGUCUCCACCUGCUUACAGACGGACAUUCUUCAUCCACCUCCUAUUCCAAGGAGACCACACGUGCAGCCUGUCACAGCUCUGGGAGAGGAAACUCAAUUAGAGCAACUCUUCCCCCAACCCAACAGGCCCCCUGCGGUCCCUGACCUCUCCAUGGUGUCGGUGGACAAGUGUUUCCCAGUUACAUGGGACUGCAUCAUUUGCCAUUCAGAAUUACAAACCUAUUCUGCACACUAUCUGUUUUCCAGAAACAAGCUGAUAGAAGUGAAGGAGGUAAUUGCGAGAUGUAUUUGAUAAUGCCAGGUUUAGUCCAUGGUUUACUUGUGUUUUACUGCAGAUGUUGAAUGAGCAUGCAAAGUAUUUAUAAUUCUUCUUCUUAAUAAAAUGUAUUGAAUGUA